GCACUUCCCAGAGCUGUUACUCCAGUCCGGGAUGUGAGUCCUGAUGCUGGAGGCUCCAGAGUGAAGACUGGAGUCUCUAAAGGGUUAACAGGAGGAGGCGCAGCAGCGGUCAGCUCGUCUGGGUGGAGUGAAGUUUAGACAUGUACUAUAACAAAUUAGCCAAGAGGAGAGCUCCAUGGCAGAGUGGAAAACACUCAAAGAAUUAAAAAACACAAACAUCCGAAGAAGACAAAGACGAACCAACGGCGGCCGGUAAAGACGCUCCAAACACCGCGCGGAGAGAUGAGUGAUGUGACUGAAGAGUCGCUGCUGGAUUAUUUCUACUCGGCCGGAGGCAAUUCAGGCAGAGUGAGAAACGCAGACAUACUGAGGACAUUUAAGCCUUUUAUUGGCCACAGUGACCUGCAGCUACGCGCUAAAUACAGAGAGGAAUUCAAGCUCAUCAUUGACCGGAUCGCUGUGGUUAAGUCGGAGAACGGUGAGAAGUAUCUUAUCCUAAAGAAGAAAUACCGGCACUUGUUGCAUGAGCGAGACACCAAACAAUGCGGGACAGACGGAGACCGACAGAGACAUCCGAGCCCGGCCAGACCGCCAGCCUCCGUACCGUGGGACGCCUCAACGUCUUCUCCUCACCAGAAGGAACAGCAAGAUGAGCCGAUGUCAUGUGGAGAGUCUGACGGCGCUGCAGAGGACCAGCAGACUCCACAGCUGCUUCCUGUCGUCCAAACCCAUGAUUCCUCAGCACACAGCAACGUGGAAGAUGAGCUGGACAGAGACUCGGGCUCAAAGGUGACAAUUUGGAUGAUUUAAGCUCCUUUCAGACAUGCACUGCCUUCUGUUUAUGAUGUGACGGCACAUUUCCAGAUUUUAGCACCAAUAUUGAUCUGAAAACAUAGAACAGAACAGAACACAGAAAGCAAAAGACAGCUUGUGCACCAAAAUCCCACCUUUCUCAUUCAAUUUGCACUACAGUUUCAAACCUAUUAGGCUACAAACAAAAAUGUCCAUAAAAAUUAAUCUUAUCUGCAAUAAAAACAGAGAGUAGCAGCGAAGCAAUACCCACCAA
Molecule: messenger RNA, 1066 nt
Organism: Stegastes partitus (bicolor damselfish)
Lineage: Eukaryota; Metazoa; Chordata; Actinopteri; Pomacentridae
Product: ankyrin repeat domain-containing protein SOWAHB-like
Exons: 4
Coding region: 283-810 (175 amino acids)
Source: RefSeq, a predicted model, not a curated record